GUCAUGCAGUUGUCACUUGUCAGUUGUACUCAGAUAUUGUGAUUGUUUGCCAAAUGGUUUUAUUUUUUAGUCCGUUUGUAACCGAAACGUUAAUAUUGUAAUUAAUUUUAAUAUAUUAUUAUAAAUAAUAAAUAUUCUUCGUGCUGUGAUCAAAAUAUAAAACGUUUUAAGUGUAAAAAUGUCUUCAAAGAUUGCAAGACAUCGUGAAAGAUCUCGCAGCCGAUCUGUAGAACACAGACGCGAACACAAAUCGCGAAGUAGAGAUAGAUCUCGAUCAACAUCAAAGAAAUCUAAACAUAGAUCAAUAAGCAGAGAGCGCAAAAGUAAACAUAAAAAGAUUAAAAAGAAAAAAAGAGAUAGGAGCUCAUCGUCUAGCAGUUCGACUAGUGACAGUGAUGCAGAGGAAUUGAAGCUUCUGCAGCGUCUGGAGGCUGAGCGGCAGCGGUUGAAGGAAGAGAAACGUAAACAAAAAGAACAACUCAAAGCCAAUGAGACACCCGAGGAAAAGAGAGCAAGAAGGUUAAGAGAGAAGCAAGAGAAGGAACGGAAGAGACGGGAGCGAAUGGGGUGGGACAAUGAGUACCAAUGUUACACUAACCAGGAUAAUCCCUUUGGUGACUCAGCGCUUACCAACACCUUUGUGUGGUCCAAGAAAUUGGCCAAAGAGGGUGUGAAAACUGUAUCCCGAGAUGAACUUGAAGCUUUGAACCGACAGAAGCAGUUAGAAAAUAAGAUUGAGUUAGAAAAGGUAAAGCAGCGGCGCCUGGAGCGCGAGGCGGAGCGCGCCGCGCGCGAAGCGGAGGCGGCGGCGGCGGCGCGCGCGCGCGAGGCGGCGCAGUUCCACAGCUGGGCGCGCCAGGAGGACGCCUUCCACCUGCACCAGGCGCGCUUGCGCUCGCAGAUACGGAUCCGCGAUGGGAGGGCUAAACCAAUUGAUUUGCUCGCUUGGUAUGUGAGCUCAGAGCAGUGUGUGGAUGCUCUGGAAAUGCAUGAGCCCUAUACCUACCUCAACGGUCUGCAGGCAAACGAUUUAGAAGAUCUGCUGGAAGAUAUCAAGGUGUACAAGGAGCUGGAGCGCGAGGAGCAGCUGUCGUACUGGGAGGACGUGGAGACGAUAGUGAGCGCGGAGCUGGGCCAGCUGCGCCGCCUCGCCGAGCCGCGCGCCGCGCGCGACGGCGUGCACCACGCGGUCGCGCCCGACGUGCAGCAGAUAUUUAAAGGCAAGACUGGUGCGCAGUUAGAAGCCCUGCAGCAACAGAUCUCGCAAAAGAUCAGCGGCCAGCGAGCCGGCGUCGACGUCGGCUACUGGGAGACAUUACUGGCGCAACUCAAAGCGCACAUGGCCCGCGCGCGCCUGCGCGACCGCCACCAGGAGAACCUGCGCCGCAAGCUGCAGCUGCUCAAGAGCGAGCAGGGCGUGCGCCCGCCCGCCGGCCAGCCCGCCGGCCAGCCCGCAUCUAGCGCAGAAGUGAAACAAGAGGAGGCGUCUGAGAAAGCGGAAGCGAAAGCGGACAGCGCGAAAGAGGAUGAGGGCGACGGGGACGGGGACGAGGAUGGUGGGGAUGGGGAGGGCGAAGGCGAGGGCGGGGAGGGGGAGGGCGAGGAGUGGUGCGUGCGCGAGUACGUGCGCGGGCGCUACUCGCCGGCGCCGCUGGCGGCCGCCGCGCUGGAGCCGGCCACGCUGCUCACGGAGCCGAGCGACGACGCCAACCGCCUGGCCUACCUGCGCGCCAGCCUCACCGCCAAGACAAACAGCGCAGGCCCCCUAGCGAACGUUCCCACGGGCACCGGGGCCCUCGAGGCGGCGGCGCGCCGCGCGAUGGACGCGGAGGGCGCGGGGCCCGGGGGCGCCGGGGGCGCGGGGCCCGCGGGCGGCGGGGGCAACGCGGCGCAGUUCAGCGUGGAGCACGCGCUGCCCGACCAGCCGUACCUGUGGGCGGAUAAGUACAGGCCGAGGAAGCCGAGAUACUUCAACCGGGUGCACACGGGCUUCGAAUGGAACAAGUACAACCAGACGCACUACGACAUGGACAACCCGCCGCCGAAGAUCGUGCAGGGCUACAAGUUCAACAUCUUCUACCCGGACCUCAUCGACAAGAACGCCACGCCGCAGUUCUCGCUCGUGAGUCAAGUGCCCACAUUUAUUAUUAGCUUCACCGGUAUGUCUGUAUGUAACCCACUUCAGUUAGGGAUUUUGACCCACUUUAAAUGGGCAAAUUUAGUUUAAAUUUUGUACUAAGAGUAGAAUCACCUCAAGGCACAGGUAGGAUCAGUUUUUAACCUUUUUAGGAUCACAAGGAUUUAAAAAUUUCCUUAUGUACAUGUAUGCAUAAUGUCCUUCGGUUCAUGGAAGCGAAUAUUAGUUUAUUCAAAUCACUAUUGCUAAGUUUUCUUAUUGGCCCCUUGAAUCCUUUCAACAAAGAUUUAAUUUAG
Molecule: messenger RNA, 2433 nt
Organism: Zerene cesonia (dogface butterfly)
Lineage: Eukaryota; Metazoa; Arthropoda; Insecta; Lepidoptera; Pieridae
Gene: cactin
Product: cactin
Exons: 11
Coding region: 179-2227 (682 amino acids)
Biological process (GO): mRNA cis splicing, via spliceosome
Cellular component (GO): spliceosomal complex; cytoplasm
Molecular function (GO): protein binding
Source: RefSeq, a predicted model, not a curated record